Paracoccidioides brasiliensis Pb18 is the source of this 7590-nucleotide messenger RNA. RefSeq lists its product as uncharacterized. The transcript is spliced from 8 exons. Gene Ontology annotation, cellular component: nuclear pore; Cul4-RING E3 ubiquitin ligase complex. The coding region runs from base 1 to 7590 and encodes 2529 amino acids. Gene Ontology annotation, biological process: ubiquitin-dependent protein catabolic process; protein ubiquitination; DNA damage response. Gene Ontology annotation, molecular function: ubiquitin protein ligase binding. The record is from RefSeq and is a predicted model, not a curated record.
AUGGAUGGCGGCGAUGAACUAGAUAGCCUGAGGGGCCUCUUCCAGGACCUUUCUAGCCUCUCCAGAGCUGCCCUUCCAGACAUAGAUAGGCUAAUUUUCGAACUAGAGGCAACCAUUCAAGACUUCAGAAAGCUCCUCGAAAAGCCCACAAAGAAGAACGAAAGCCGCCAAACCGUACUCUCUGGGAAAAUUAAGGUCCACGAUGUCGAGUACUCGGUAAAUAAGGAAUUCCAACAGGACGUCUUGCAGGUGGCAGACGCCUUGGAUUUGGACGAGAUCGAAGCGGCCGAUUACUAUUUACGAGCGCAAGACGACGCAAGGAAAUUAGACCGCUCUCCUGUUAUGAGUACAAUUAUACGUUUUCAUGAACGACGAUCUUUCCUCCUGGAAUGCCUACGUUUAGUCUUCUAUGAGUCGUUCGAGGUCGAGAGAGAAGGCACCCAAGCCAUCAUGCAGGAUUAUGUUGCGAAAAUUCUUGAGAUCCAAAAUGGCCCCUUACGAAAUGCGUCUCUUUUCGCAAGAAAGUGCAUGGAUUCCAUGGUUGAUAUCGAAAAAUGGCUGAUACGCCUGGGCGAGUUAGCUCAAAAAGCUUCAAUUGUGGGACAAGCUCAAGAAUCAGAUCUCGAAAUUAUAGAAUUCCAAUGCGGCAGCCUUGGAAAGGAGCAUGAAUCUCUUGGGGCGAUACUGUGCUACCUUUUCAAAGGCACUUUCACCAGCUCAGAAGAUUUCCGCCUACUCCUAGACAGACUUAGGAAACUCGAUAAGUUCGACAUGAUAUUGGUCCAUUAUAUCCCAGCAAUAGUCUCCUCGUCAUCUCAGUAUGGCUCUCCGGAAGGUUCUGGAUCUCUUCGCGAUGCAAGAUCUCUCCAUCAGACUGUUACAUCUUCCAGAGAACCACAGGACUGGCUUUUAUCGAAAUUUCAUGCUACUACAACAGCUCUAUGGCUGGCCGAAUACUCGGGUUGGUAUUAUGAAACUUCCCCUGCGUCUCCUCUUGAAGGUAUUAGUCCUGAAAGGGAGACCGCUGAUCUCACCAAGUUGUUUGUCACCGUCCUCGAUGAUGGGGCCCUCGAAUUUAUGCUUGAGGUCUGUGCCGGCGUCAGUCAGAACCAGUGGCGCGAUCCAUCAAGGGCAGAGCUAGUAAACCUACUCCUCAAAGACAGUGCGCCCUUGGCGAUUGAACAGGACUCUUCUUCAUAUUUUCAUGAUUUACUCAUGGAACACUUCGAGAUAUUCGUAGAAUCUCUUAUUGCCAACAUGCCUGAUGCGAUCAGGACAUUGAAAUCGGAAGAAGAUAUUCAGCGACUGGAUCAAAUUACUGCUCUUCGGGAGGGCCUGACCUCAAAUAUACAUAGGGGGCCCAUUGAAACUCGCAUGCAUUUUGAGGCUUUGCUCAUGAUAAUGGCGUUCGCGUUUGAGCAUAGAGUUGACGCCGCGCAAGAAUUUUGGGCAGAUCCGGAAGGAAAUUUAUACGGAUUUCUCCAGUGGGCGUCGAAGCGCCAGACUGUUCCUCGGGCCAGUGCCUUCUGUGAAAUGCUUUGUUCUAUCUCAGAAGGGGAGGAAAAUUCCCUGUCAGCUCACAAGUUCCUCUUAGACGAAGAAAAAAUAUCACCCACGAAAUUCAAAAGAUCCGCAUCGAUGGGCUGGACUCAAAUGAUAGAGGAGCUCCAGCUCUAUGCCACAAAAGCCACGGAACGUCCUUCAGCAGCACCGCCAUCCGUUUUUCGUAUUCGGAAACUUGAACCGGCGGAUAUUGAUGAACCCGAAAGUCCUGUGAUGCUUACAUCUUACUUGAGACUCAUCAGCCACCUAUGUAGGCAAAACUCUACAAUACGCCAAUGGAUCUUGGAGCAUCCAACACUCAACCUCAUUAACAUUCUUCUAACGCUGUGCGACGCUCCUAUUCCAAGCCAUCUGAGAUCCAGCAUAUUUGUCACCUUUCGGUGUUUAAUGGUGGACAGGAUAUCCGUUCAUGGGAAUGAGAUGUGGAUUUCUCUUGACCAUUGGAUUUCUGGUUCAGGAUCCCAAACUUCAGGUUUUGCCAAAAUAUCUCUUGUGACCAGUUCACCUGGCUGGAAUGAGCGCCAUUUUUUCCGGAAAAUAGCAGAAACAUUCGACCAAACAUAUUCAUUUGUUGACCUGCUGGACACACUGGUAUCACCGCCCAUCGAUUUGAUCGAUUCGCGACUCUCUCUUCCCUUUCCAGAAGCAUUAGGGUCCUCCUACCGAAUGCCAGGCAUAGAGCCUUAUAUCGAUUUUGUCAUGGGCCAGGCAUUCGCUAGUAGAUCCAUCGACCUUCACGAGCCACAAGCUCGGCUUUUACAACUGAGCUGCUUCAACUUUGUAGCCACCUGCCUCGAGAAUUUUAACGAGAACCUCAUUUCCAUCGUAAAUCAGCCUUCCAUUCCGCUAGACUCUGGCUUGCGAUCAUCAUCCCUGAAUGCGUACAUUCGAUUGCAUCCAUUCGCGAGGGUGAUGGAGUGGAUAUUUAACGAGGAUGUUCUCAAGACCAUGUUUGUUACGGCACAUCAAAACAUCGAUGAGGUCGCACGGGCUGCAUCUGAUUCCAUACUACUUCGAUGCUUGGUCCGAACCAUUGACGUUAUGAACCUUGUGAUGGACCACCAGUCGACCUACUUUGAUGUCGUACGGCCAUUGAUUAAAUAUCAAACUAGACAAGCUGCAAAUACCGUGGCUAAUUCGUCUCUUGCGUCGUUUGAGGAUAGUGUCAUGGACAAUCUCCGCCUGGUCACAGAUUUGUGCCUCUACUGCGGGACCGGCCAUCCACUGUUAACUCUGGCUUCUCUCAACCUUUUGGAAAAGCUAUCCAGCUCCCGGAAGCUAAAUAGAGCCACAUCGUCCACAAUAUCGCGUUGGCAGGCAUCUAAUCAGAUAGUGGAACUAUUGAACAAUGAUGUUGAGGCAGAGCGCAUUGCUCGCUCUCUUGCCCCUCAGAUGAAACCUGAUUUGCGGGAAAUAGAAAACGGUCCAACAUCUUCUGGCUAUCUCAUCAAACUAGGGCUUGUAAAUUUACUUGAUCGCUGUCUCAGUAUGAAUCCCGAAAAGCCAAAUAUGGCUCAUCUCCUUCUGGGAUUUUCUUGUUUGGGAAACACGCUUGAUAUAGCAGCCGAGGGAUUGUUCCAGGACAAGAUGUCACUUUUCCAUGCUAUGGUCGAGUUUGUGCAGAACUACCCUGAUGGGGAAAAUGGGACGAUUUUGACUUGGAUGAUUUAUCUCAAAGAAUCGUGCUUCCGUGUGCUUCGACAUCUCUGGUCAUCGAAGCUCUCUUCAACACUAGUUCUUCCAGAGCUCCAUCAGCGUCAGCUCCUUGUUACCCUGUUCAUAACUCAACCUCAAGUCGGUCCAGAAACCCUCUGGGAUAAUUUCCAAACUACUGAUCCAGAAUUUUGGUACUCGAGUUCACCAGAUUCGGUAUCAGAAUUUCUUAGUUUCCGCAGUCUUCUUUUUGACUAUGCCGUGACCGAAGUUCGCUCUGCAGCAAGGCAUGGCUCCCCUUCUCUGCAAAAAGAUACCCUAUCUACUCUUCUAGGAAGCUCGGUUGAUGAAAAUAACCGAACUUUUACCCACCCUUCUUUCUUCGACCUCUUUGAUUUCGUCGAUUUGGAUAUUGAGGCCGUUCAACCUCCCUCAAAUCUUAAGUUUUUCGAUGGCAGCAAUCUGGAUCUAUGCGCAAAGAUACAGAACGAUGGUUUGGUAAUCUAUGAUCUCCCCUCCGUGAAGGAGCUUCUUGAACUCACCAAGCAAGAAUUACUCAACGCUGGAAUAGCGACAUCUAAUGAUGAUGAACAGCUCCUUGCCGAACAGAACAACAUAUUGCUCUUUCUUCGUGCGACUAAUCAAAGCCGAAAGAUUCAUCACAGCCGCUACUUAGCUGUUCGAUCUUGGGCAGAACUUGCGACCACAAUCAUCGUCACGUGUGAGAUGGACGCUGCACAAAGGCCGAUGUUGAUUUUGCACAUCCUACAACUUAUUCUUCCCAAGCUUGAAAGCUCUGUCAUGGAUAAUGUAGCGGAAGCUAUUGAACUAGGGCGUUUGGCAGAAUCGUUGAUAGAAAAGCUUGGGACUGGUCAUCCACCGGAGACACCCAACAAGGGAACAGAUAUCAUUGAUGAACGACUCUACCACCUAUUCCAAACAUGUAUCCGUGGAAUUCCAUUGGCUACCGAAAAUAGUGCUUUGAGAGAAUGCCUUUACAACAUAUGCUCCCAAUACUUAUCCCGCAUUACUCGCAAUAGGUCAGAUCACAACCGUUUUGGAAGCCAUUCGCAACAAGCUGUCAAGGCUUCGGGCUCCUCACUUGUUGAAGUUUUAUGUGACGAUGCAUAUUCUGGACAAGAAGCCUGUCGAAUAUCUGCUCUGCUUCUUCUCAACCUUCUUGCUGUCCUUGAUCGCCAGCUAUCCUCAUCGCUGCUCAUAGAAUUAGUUGCCCAAUCGAACUAUCUCGCCAUGUUCGUGGAUGUUGUUGGGGCGAUACCAUCAGAGUUUCGCAAAGCGUCUGCAAGCGAAACCUCUCGACUAUCUGUUUACUACGACACACACCUGUGUCUACUUCAGCAACUUGCACAAUCACGAGUUGGAGCAGAACGCGUCCUAGACGCAGGCUUGUUUCAAGCUGUUAAGGAGUCCCAACUCUUUGCCACUGACCCUGAUAUUGGAAUAGAAAUUGAUAACCCAGACGCUCUUCAGAAAUACUAUGAUCUGCUCCUUUCCGUAAUGCGCGUGAUCGUGUCAGCAGUUUUUGCGCGCGGCUUACACAACCAACAAGUCCGUGACCAAACUCGCAUAUUUCUGUCUAAAAAUCGACAAAGUAUUGUUGGCAUAUUCAAGCGGUAUACAAAGAUCUGUGGUCUGGAUGAUAAGAACGCUAGAGAGACAGUAGAGGAUCUGGUAAAGUCAUACAUCGUACUAAUCGAAGCUAUUGGGUUUCUUGAAAUGCAUAAUUCCAAUAGGCCUGCACCGAGGGGCGGGAACUACAAGUCUCCAGGAAAACGGAAACAACCCGAACAAGAUCCUGGAAAUCGCGAGGACCUGGUGCGGAAACAAGCGACUAUCACGUACCUUUUUGAGAACGGGUGGAAUAACAUAUCGAGAAACGGCAGAGGGGAGAUUCUGUCUCCAGAUACCAAGCGCAUGAAACGAGAGGGACUCCAGCUCCCUGCCUCAUACCCUGCCGCUCCCACUCAGCUAAUGUCAAUCAAUAAAAUGUACAUAUUCCAAAAUAAUACCGAUUCAAAAUCACCAGCCGGUCCCGGUGGGCAUAAUCUGUCACCUUCGAAUUCUAAUGGCGCCAUGCCGUUGGAAUCCCGUUCCCGCAACUCGACAAUCCGAUCAAGCAACUUCACACCACACGCUGGAGCAAAGAAGCUGGUCGUAAAGAACCUAAGAGCCACACCUCGUCUAGAUCGGAAUCGAUACUUUGAGAAAGUCUGGUCGCAACUGGAUGCUGCUCUGAUGGCUAUCCUUGAGGAUCAGAAGCCGGAACAAUCUCUCGAGGAGCUCUAUAGAGGGGCAGAAAACGCCUGUCGACAGGGUAGGGCUGCAACUCUGGCCAAAAAGCUACAAGAUCGCUGCCACGAGCACAUAUGUGAGAAUGUUUUGAAUUCGUUAUUGUUGAGAUCGGAGGAUGGUAAUGACGUUGAUAUCUUGAAGUCGGUGGAAGAAGCUUGGGCUACGUGGAAUGCUCGUUUGGUUUCAAUACGUUCUAUUUUCUACUAUUUAGACCAAUCGUUCCUCCUUCAUUCCACGGACAAUCCAGUCAUCUAUGAGAUGGGUUUAGUUCAAUUCCGCACCGCAAUGUUCUUGAACGAUACAUUGCGCCCCCGCAUUCUACAGGGAGCCUGCCAACUCAUUGAACUUGACAGAAAGGAUGGUAAUACGGCAGUUGACCCGAACCUACUCAGGCGUGCUAUCAAGUUCUUUCAUGACCUCGGCGUUUACAAGAAAUAUUUUGAGCCAUACAUGCUUGAUGCAUCCGAAAAAUACAUCAGCAGCUGGGUCGUCAAUGAAGCUAAUCAUUGCGGGCUUGCCACCUAUGUAGAGCGGUGUCAACUGCUGAUUAGCCGUGAGAUUCAGAGGUGUGAUCUUUUUGGUCUGGACAGGAGCACCAAACAAAGCAUAUCCCAAAUGGUAGAUCGUUAUCUUGUCUCAGACCAGAUCAAGAUCCUACUUAAAGAAGAUGACAUUGUCGAACUCCUCAACACGCAUAGUCAGGUGGCACUGGAACAACUGUACUCGCUACUGCAACGUCUGGAGCUGGGGCACAAAAUAAAGCCCGCAUUCUUCAAGUAUAUCACCACAGAAGGGUCCAAGAUAGUGUUUGAUCAAACAAACGAAGAUAGGAUGGUUACGAGGCUAUUAAGUUUCAAGCAAAAUUUGGACGUUAUUCUGAUAAAUGCAUUUCACAAAGAUGAAGUCCUAGGUCACACUCUGCGUGAGGCCUUCGAAGUGUUUAUCAACAAAACGCAAAAAUCAGAAUCUACCUGGGGAACGGACAAUCCAAAACCAGGUGAAAUGGUUGCAAAAUACGUCGAUAUGCUACUCAGAGGUGGUGUCAAGGCAAUCCAGAGCCUGGAUGGAGAAUCCAGCAUCGGCAGCACGGCCUCGGCUGAUGAAGAUGCAGAGGUAAAUCAGAAGUUGGACCAAGUAUUGGGUCUUUUCCGUUUUAUUCAUGGAAAAGCCGUUUUCGAAGCCUUUUAUAAGAACGAUCUUGCCCGCCGUCUUCUUAUGGGUAGAAGUGCAAGUGAUGAGGCUGAAAAGAGUAUGCUUGCCAGACUCAGAUCAGAGUGCGGUUCGGAUUUCACCCGGAAUCUCGAGUCUAUGUUCAAGGACAUGGAUCUUGCGCGGGAUGAAAUGGCCUCCUAUAACGCGCUACUAGGACCAAAGAAGAACAGACCUGGCUUGGAUCUGAACGUGAAUGUCAUAUCAGCAGCAGCAUGGCCUUCAUAUCCAGAUGUGCCAGUGAAUUUGCCGAAGAUAAUAUCAUCUGCCUUGGAAAGCUUCGAUCAGUUUUACAAUAGCAAGUACAACGGACGAAAACUUCACUGGAAGCAUUCGCUUGCGCACUGCCAGCUAAAGGCUAAAUUCCCCAAAGGUGACAAGGAAAUCGUUGUGAGCGCGUUCCAAGCCCUCGUUCUCCUCCUAUUCAAUGACGUAGUGGAGGGCGCCACUCUAUCAUACGCAGAAAUCAGGGAAGCUACCAGCCUGCCUGACGUCGAAUUGAAACGCACUCUCCAAUCCCUAGCCUGCGCGAAAUACCGAGUUCUGGUCAAGCGACCAAAGGGCCGAGAGGUAAACAACGACGACACCUUCGCCUUCAACUCGAACUUCUCCGAUCCCAAGAUGCGCAUCAAAAUCAACCAGAUCCAACUCAAGGAGACCAAGCAGGAGAACAAGAUUAUGCAUGAGCGGAUUGCGGCAGACCGGCACUACGAAACACAGGCAGCCAUUGUGCGCAUUCUAAAGACCCGGAAAGUCAUCACGCACGCGGAGCUAGUGGCGGAGGUUAUCAAUAAGACGAAGGAUAGAGGGGUGUUGGAUCCGGCGGGUAUCAAAUCUAAUAUUGAAAGGUGA